AGAAAUGGGUAACGAACCGUUCAAAAACAUGCAUGUGGAAGGUGAAAAUAAAUUUAAUGUCGAAUCAAAUGAAGAAUGCUCCGAUAAAAAUGCGAAAAAGUGUACUGAAGUGAGGCCUUUUAGUUUUGAAGAAAGAGACAGACUAAUACAAAAAAAGAAAGACGAGGCUCUUCAAAAGAUCAUGGAAGAAGAAAGGAAAAUGAGAGAAUUUCACGCAAAACCAGUGCCCAAGUUUAUUUAUGAAAAGAAAGUUCGUAUGUCAGAAGCGUUGGCACCUAAACAGUAUUUAGUAAAUGCUGAAAAAUCGUCUCAGAAGUUGGAACAACCGGCUCCUCAGUUCAAAGCUCGACCUGCCAAAGUACUCCAAAUGAAACCGUUUGAACCUCAAAAACCUAUGAAACAUUUGAGAGAAAUCCCUAGUUUUGAACUGAACACCGAUCGAAGGGCUAAAGAAAGACAAAUGUUUGAGGAAAAGAUGAAGUAUAGGGAUGAACUGAUAAAAGCACAAAGACAGAGGAUGGAACAAGAAAAAAUUCGACAUGAGGAAGAAGAAGUCGCUAAUCUUCGAAGAGUGAUGGAAUAUAAAGCGCAGCCAAUAAGGCGUUACAAACCGAUCGAACCUGCUCCAACAAAGAGCCUCACAGAACCCCAUAGUCCUCAGUUCAAUCUGAAUAGUCGUACUAAACGUCAUAAUAACAAAGAAAAUAUUACGGGAUGAAUACGUCGACUGUUUCAACUAACAUGUACCUAAUAAGUUUUUGACACAUUCAUUUGAAGAAGAUGCGUUAUGUUGUGGGUUUCCAUAUUUUUUUAUAUUUAUACAAAUGCAACAGUAAUUUUUUAUGUAAACUUCUCCUUCUUAUUAAAGGAUUGUACAUUU
This is a messenger RNA of Agrilus planipennis (emerald ash borer), 880 nucleotides long. Its product is annotated as targeting protein for Xklp2 homolog. The coding region runs from base 5 to 718 and encodes 237 amino acids. The record is from RefSeq and is a predicted model, not a curated record. The transcript is spliced from 4 exons. Lineage: Eukaryota; Metazoa; Arthropoda; Insecta; Coleoptera; Buprestidae.